Molecule: messenger RNA, 768 nt
Organism: Ostreobium quekettii
Lineage: Eukaryota; Viridiplantae; Chlorophyta; Ulvophyceae; Bryopsidales; Ostreobiaceae
Source: the annotation of a GenBank genome assembly
GUGCGUCUGUCCCCCGUUCCUGGGAAGAAACUGGAGCACACAGGCGUCAGGGUGCAGCUGAUAGGCCAGAUUGAGCUGGCAGCCGACCGCGGACACUACUACGAUUUCCUGUCCCUUGCUCGGGAGCUGGCUCCCCCUGGAGACAUGAUGACGAUCGAAACUUUCUCCUUCGAGUUCAGCAACGUGGAGCUGCUGUACGAGUCCUACAGGGGCAAGUCUGCGCGCUGCAGGUACUUGCUAAGGGUGACGGUUGUUGGCAAAGGCAUCCACGCCAGUAACGUGAAGGACUUCCAGUUCUGGGUGCGCAACUAUGACAUCCCACCCCCUGUGCAGGAUGCGAAUGUCAAGAUGGAGGUGGGCAUCGAGGAAUGCCUCCACAUUGAGUUCGAGUACAGCAAGGGCUGGUACAACCUGUGUGACGUGGUCAAUGGGAAGAUCUACUUUCUGCUGGUGCGCAUCAAGCUGAAGUACAUGGAGAUCGAGAUCCGCCGGCGGGAGACCACGCGUGUAGGGUCCAGCCCGCGAAACGAAACAGAGAUCAUCGGCAAGUACGAGAUCAUGGAUGGAGCGCCCGUGCGGGGCGAGACUGUGCCUAUCAGGAUGUACCUCACGCCGUACGACCUCACUCCCACAUACGAGAAUGUGCACAAUAAGUUCACCGUCAAGUACUUCCUGAACUUGGUGCUUGUGGACGAUGAGGACAGGCGGUACUUCAAGCAGCAGGAGAUCCAGCUUUUCCGGUUCAGACCCGAGCCCAAAACGUCCUAA